This is a messenger RNA of Monodelphis domestica (gray short-tailed opossum), 989 nucleotides long. The record is from RefSeq and is a predicted model, not a curated record. Lineage: Eukaryota; Metazoa; Chordata; Mammalia; Didelphimorphia; Didelphidae.
AUGGGAAAUCUGAUGCUUCAGAUCGAGUUUCAGAAGCAUGUGGCUAGUGUCCGCAAGUGCGGGGCUAAUAAGCCAGAGAAACUGAGUUCUGGAGUGGUAUAUUUGGGUCACCUUCCCAGAGGACUUUAUGAACCUCAACUCAAGGAAUACUUCACUCAAUUUGGAACUGUCAAAAGACUCAUGCUUUCCAGAAGUAAAAAGACUAGAAAUAGUAAGGGCUAUGGAUUUCUGGAGUUUGAAUCUGAUGAUGUUGCUAAGAUUGUUGCUGAUAGAAUGAAUAACUACCUUUUUUGUGAACGGCUACUGAAGUGUAAUUUUGUGCCACCUGAAAAAGUACAUGAAGAACUUUUCAAAGGCUGUGAGAUUCCAUUUGCAAAGCCCUCUCAUCUAGCAGUAAAACGUUAUAACAAGGAACGAACAUAUAAAGAAAAGAUAAGAAUGAAGAAGCAAUUUAAAAAGAAAGAAAAUAAACUCCAAAAGAGAUUAGCUGAAAAAGGAAUAGAUUACACAUUUCCUAAAUUAGUUUUAUGAAACAAAAGAAAAAAAAAGGUUGCAGGAACUACUACUCUUCAGAAGAAUGUUGAUAAUAAGGAAUUGCCCAAGAAAGAGAAAAUGAAUGUUUCAGAUACUGCCCUUGAUACUGUGGCUAGCCAGGGUGCCACACCUAUUUGUUCACCAACAUUUUUAGAGAGGCGAAAAGCUCAAGCAGUUGAAAUGAAUGAUGAUGAUGAUGAUGAUGAUGAUGAUGAUGAUGAUGAUAAUGAAAUUAUAUUUACGCUACAACCAAUUAUUAACAAGAAAGGAACACUAUUGACUCAGACUCUACCAAGUUCAAGAAGAAAAAAGGCAAAGAAAAAUAAAGGAUUAUCCUGAAUAUCACAUCUGCUCGGGGAACUUGGGUUUUGUUAUUAGAACCUAUUUUUGCAUAUAUGAUGGCAGUUUUGAGUGGUUCUUCUUAACCAUUUGUUCAGUUAAUUUUGUGGAGGAAA